AAGCAAGCAAGCACAUCUACUAGCAGGGGCGGAUUUACAGAGGGGCUCUAAACCCCCCUACUGUCCAAAACCUCCAUUGAAAUCAAAGGAGAAAUAUGAGAGAAAAAGAGAAAAAAGGUGAAGAAAUGAGUGGAGAUAGAGAGGAGGAGGAACCAAGCCCCCCCCCCCCCCCCCCUAAAUUGAAACUCUGCGUCCGCCACUGUCUACUAGUCAAAGCAUUUUAUGAGAAGCUCGCUCGAUCUUCUAGCUCGCCUACAUUUUCCUCCUCAACUCUUUCAACAAGUUCCCGUAGAAGAUCAUCUUUCUGCUCGAUGGACCGGGUGACGAAGCUGGCUUCUCAGCGUGAGGUGGUGAUCUUCAGCAUGAGCUCCUGCUGCAUGUGCCACACGGUGACGCGCCUGUUCCGCGAACUCGGGGUGAACCCGACGGUGGUGGAGCUAGACGAGGACCCGCGGGGGAAGGAGAUGGAGAAGGCGCUGGCGAGGCUGCUGGGCCGCAGCCCCGCCGUGCCGGCGGUGUUCAUCGGUGGCAGGCUCGUCGGCUCCACCGACAAGGUCAUGUCGCUCCACCUUGGCGGCAACCUCGUCCCGCUGCUGCGCAAUGCCGGCGCGCUCUGGGUGUAGCCUGGCGCUGGCUGCUCUGGGUCACCUCACACACUGGCGAAUAACUGAAGUGUGUGCUUUUUAUCAGGAGACGGAGGAAAGUAACUGAGCAGGCCUUUUUUCUGCACUGUAAUAAUCUAUAGAGGGGUGAGUGUUGGAUCAGGGCCUUUCGUGCUCUAACGACGCAUGUUUUGAUAUGUUCUGCAUCUUUUUGUCGUCCGUAUCGAAAGUUUCGUCAGAGUUAGCAGUUUGAUGUGGAAAAUAGUAUGAAACUGCAUACUAAAGUGCCAGAGCUAGGAUUCCUCCGCACACACCUUAAUUGUAGCAGUUUAUUCUACGCCAAUAACUACUGCUAGACUGAACAGAAUUUCUAUUAAACUUGUACAGUAGUUCAGUAAUCGAGACGAUCUAUUACUACUGAACAUUGAUCAGUAACUUAAUAAA
Messenger RNA from Panicum virgatum (switchgrass), 1046 nucleotides. Its product is annotated as glutaredoxin-C1-like. The coding region runs from base 96 to 623 and encodes 175 amino acids. NCBI's taxonomy places the organism in Eukaryota, Viridiplantae, Streptophyta, Magnoliopsida, Poales, Poaceae. The record is from RefSeq and is a predicted model, not a curated record. The transcript has a single exon.